AUGCACCAGUCCAAGUUCAGUCCGCUCUACAACAUCUCCGGCAUGGACGCCAAGUACCAGACCGUCAGUCUGCACGACGGCGCCGCCUCCUCCAACAAUGUCCGCCGGCCGUCUGCACGUGACGUCGAGGACCUGGACGAUCGCCACAGCAAUAGCGGCAGCAGCCGGAGCAGCCACACCGAGGUCGCCGAGUCGCUGCUGGGCGAGAAGUGGCAGAAGAGCCGGGAUCACGGCUCCAGCGACGAGGACGAGGAUGACGUCGAGGCACUCGCACAAAACGCCCGUCUGUGCCGCCGGUCCCAGUCUGCGCUCUUCUCAUGGCUCCGCUGGGGCCUCGACACCGUUCUGCUACUGGCCAUCCUCGGCCUCGUCGUGUGCCAGCAGCGCCAGCAGCAGUCGUCCACGGCCCCUGGCCGGUGGGACUUUGGUGGUGACUUCACCGGCGUCGGCCCUCGCAUCGACCAGCAGAUCCUCCGCUUCCAGUCGGACCAGUCCUACGCCCCGAUGAACUCGUCCGAGUUCUUCACCGAUACCGUCCUGCAGAAGUGGAAUAAGCUGAUGCCAAUUGGCAUGGGCUUCGUCUGGGUCAACGACACCCACCGCUACCACGACCUGCCCACUCCCAUCGACUGGCCGGAGAAGACCGUCUUCACCACGUCUGUCACCCACCAGCUUCACUGCAUGUUCACCAUCGCCCAGACGUACUCUGGCCUCAAGUCCGGCCACCCCAUUCCAGACGAUCACCAUUGGCACAUGGUCCAUUGCAUGGACUACAUGCGCGAGGCCGUCAUGUGCAACGCCGACAUUGCCCUCGAGGGCCAUGAAACUACCUUCCCCGACGACAAUGGUGGCUCCGACGGUUGGGAUUCCAAGCAUGUCUGCAAGGACUACAGCCAGGUCAAGGCGUAUCUGGAGAGCGUCCGCGCCUACGAUGAUCAGCUCAUCUACUAG
This is a messenger RNA of Grosmannia clavigera kw1407, 951 nucleotides long. RefSeq lists its product as uncharacterized. NCBI's taxonomy places the organism in Eukaryota, Fungi, Ascomycota, Sordariomycetes, Ophiostomatales, Ophiostomataceae. The coding region runs from base 1 to 951 and encodes 316 amino acids. The record is from RefSeq and is a predicted model, not a curated record. Gene Ontology annotation, biological process: mycotoxin biosynthetic process. The transcript has 5 exons.